AUGAACCAGCCUGGGACAAUCAAAACGCUCAACUCGAUCAACGUGACUGCGUGCUUGAAUCACACGGUGGACCCUCCGAAGUCAGCGCAAGCUACCCCCACCCGACUAACCGAAGCCAAAGUCAUGCCGCUGCAAGCCAUGCAACGCACGACAGAGUCGGUCAUCCAACGACUUUCGAACAGUAGCAUGAUGAGCACCAACCCCAGCGUGGCACAGGUGGAUGGACUGUGGGGGGCGUUGCGCCAAGUGCUGCGAUCGAAAGGACUCGUGACCAUCGUGCAAGUUCGCCGAACCAUCUUGCAGUAUGGAAAAACCAUCGCCGCCACCCAAGUGCAAGCCGCGCUGGGGCAAACCGCUCAAGUCACGUUGCCGACGGAGAUCGUUCAGAAACUCGUGGACGACGUGCGCCAACGCUGUCCGCUGCGUGGCGAAGAUGUGACAAGCGCUCGGGCGUCCACGGCCGGAUUCUGGAAGUGUCUGGCCAUGCCCAAGGACGACCAGUUGGUGAAAAUGGCCAAGCGGGUGUUUGCCCACUUGCAAGUCGAAGCCAAAGGCGACUGCACGCCGCUGGUGUUGGCCAAGGCGUAUGACGCCCCCAGCCAUCCAUCUGUGAUGCUCGGCCUCAUGCCCGCUGAAGACGUGUUCAAGGACUUUGCACGGUGUUUCGACGUAGACUCGUCAGGGUGCAUUCCGUACGACAGCAUGGAUACGUACUGCAGCGACCUAUACUUUUCGGUGGGGGAGCUUCGCCACUGCCUCCAAAUGUUGCGAGAUGUGUUCCACGUCGAGAUCCCCACCACGACGUCUUAA
Aphanomyces astaci is the source of this 810-nucleotide messenger RNA. RefSeq lists its product as hypothetical. The record is from RefSeq and is a predicted model, not a curated record. Bases 1 to 810 code for a protein of 269 amino acids. The transcript has a single exon. NCBI's taxonomy places the organism in Eukaryota, Oomycota, Saprolegniomycetes, Saprolegniales, Verrucalvaceae.